Molecule: messenger RNA, 4049 nt
Organism: Helicoverpa zea (corn earworm)
Lineage: Eukaryota; Metazoa; Arthropoda; Insecta; Lepidoptera; Noctuidae
Product: protein toll-like
Exons: 6
Coding region: 520-3420 (966 amino acids)
Biological process (GO): immune response; toll-like receptor signaling pathway
Cellular component (GO): membrane
Molecular function (GO): transmembrane signaling receptor activity; protein binding
Source: RefSeq, a predicted model, not a curated record
CCUACCUAGGCACUAAAUAUUUGUCAAUGAAAUAACAGAAAUGUGACUUUCUCGAACCAAGCCACAUAAAAGGCUCGGCGCGGCGCAAUGUUUUUUUUUAACAUUGGCAUCUUUCUGCUGCUGGCAUCCUUUAUGACUUCAAAACAUUACUUUUAUUUUAUUUAUAACUCUGGUAACACACGCGCCUGCGCAUGGUCACCCGUGUGCGCUGAACGACUGACGUUUAAUAAUCUUAGGUAUUUGUUUGUUUGUAUGUGUAUGUCUAGAGGUGGAACAUUAUGUAGGUAGGUAUAUUGACGGCAGAGUUUCGUAUGGGUUUUCCUCAUUUUUUUCCUGGAAGCCAUUCUGUUUGAUAAAAUUAAUAUUACGCAGAUUGUACUGAGUGGAAGUGAGGCAAAGUGCGACCGAAUUUAGUGUAAUGUAACAGACUAAAUGCAGUUAAAGAGAAAAGACUGGUGCUUAUGAUUAACGUGUAGUGAAAUGAAUGAUUGUCUCGCGUGCAGCGUAUAAGUGACAGAGAUGGCGCGCUGCUGGCUGACGCUGGCGGGGCUGCUUGCGCUGGCGCGGGCGCCGGGCGCCGCCGCCGCCGACCCGCCCGAGUGCCCGCUGCCGGCCCGCUGCAAGCUCGGCGGCUACGGCCAGAACGAGUACCCCUACACCGUGGAUGGUUUGCAAGUGAUGAUCCAAUACACAGACAGUGGCUACUUCGCACUGAAAUGUCCCAAAAAUAUAACGCUGGACAACCCGGCGCUACCGCGGUUCAAGAGCAAGCUGCGCGUGUCCAAGGCUCAGCUGGAGGACUGCCCGGCGCCGCGCGACUCGUACGCCGACGCACUCGACCGGCUCAACGUGCUCGUGCUCGACAAGCUCAAGCUCGUGCGGCCCGGCGCGCUGCGGGCCGCGCACCUGGCGCCGCUCGGCGAGCUGCCCGCGCUCGAGCUCGUGCAGGCCAGCCUGGCGCCCGGCGCGCUGCAGCCCCUGCGCGGCUUGCAGCGCCUGGCGCUGGACGGCGUGCGCCUGCCGCCCUCCGAGCUCGCGCGCCUGCCGCCCGGUCUGCAAGCGCUGCACCUGGCGCGCCAGCACCAGCCCGUGCGCGCCGCCGACCUGGCCGCCCUGCCGCGCCUCGCCAACCUCACGGUGCGCGACUCCGAGGACGUGCCCGUGGAGCCGCCGCCCGGCCUGCGCGCGCUGGCGCUGGAGAUGCCGGCGCCGCACGUGGCGGCGGCGCUGCCGGCCGGCCUGGAGAGCCUCACGCUGUUCGGCUGGGACGCGGCCGCGCCCGAGCCGUGGGCGCCGUGCGGGCUGCGCGAGCUGUACGUGCGCUUCCCCAACGCCUCCAGCCUGCCGGCGGGCUGGCUGGCGGCCUGCGCCGACCUGGCGUCCGUGCGCGUGGAGGACGGCGAGCAGCUGACGGCGCUACACGCGACGGCGCUGCACGGCGCGGCGCUGCGCGAGCUGCGCGUGACGUCGUGCGCGCUGGCGGCGCUGCCGGCCGGCCUGCUGGACGCCGCGCCCGACCUGCUGCUGCUGGACCUGUCCGACAACCGGCUGACGGCGCUGCCGGGCGGACUGUUCGUCGUCACCAAAAAGCUGCGAAUGUUAAACUUGUCCAGGAACCGGCUGACGACGAAUGUGUUCGACUCACUGGCGGCGGUCACGUCGCUCACUACGUUGAACCUCAGCUUUAAUGAUUUGAAAGACUCGUGCGGAGGCGCGGCGGACACCGUGCGAGGGUCAUCACCCUUGCAGUAUUUGACAUCGUUGGAAAAAUUUUAUUUGCGCAAGACUAACACGAGUGUCAUCUGUCAGGACUGGCGCACUAGCAUGUCUCGGCUGAAGGAGCUCGACCUCUCGUACAACAACAUCUCCGUGGUCACGUUCACAGACCUGCGGUUCUCCAGCGAAGCCGAGGUGGACCUGCGCCGCAAUCCCGUCGCCCGCCUCGAGUACUCGCGCGACGACGUCUCGCGCGCCGCCGCCGUCGCGCCGCCGCUAGCCGCCGUGCGCCUGGACCCGCUGCCGUGCGACUGCCGCGCGCACUGGGCGGCCGAGGCGCUGCGCAGCUCGCCGCAGCACCUGCGCGUGGCGCCGCGCUGCGCCGGCGGCGCGCUGCUGGGCGCCACGCCGGCGCACGCGCUGCUGUGCGCGGCGCCGUGCGCGGCGGGCUGCGCGUGCGGCGCGGGCGCGGCGGACGCGGCGCCGCGCGUGCUGCGCGUGCAGUGCGCGGGCGCGGGGCUGCAGCGCGUGGGUGACGCGGUGCGGGGAGUGUCGCGGGCGCUGGCGGCGCGCGGGGCGGCGGCGGCGCAGUUCGAGUGGCGCCUGCUGCUGCCGCACAAUAACAUCUCGGAGCUGGAGAUCGCCGAGCUGCCCGCGAACCUCUCGGUUUUGGAUCUGAGCGAUAACAAGAUAUCGGUGCUGAAGGAGGAGGUGGUGCAGGCGCUAGUGCAGCCGCCGCGGCGACUGUUCCUCGCGCGCAACCCGCUCGACUGCUCGUGCAGCCACGCCGCCGCGCUCGCCGCCCUGCGCCCGCCCGCGCUCGCCGACCUGCCCCACGCCACCUGCGCCGGCGGCGCCGCGCUGCUGCACGCCCGGCCGCGGCCCUGCGCCGGCCUGCCCGUGCCCGCCGUCGCCGCCGCCGCCGCGCUGCUGGCGCUGCUGGCGGCCGCGGCGCUGGCGGCGGCGCUGUGGCGCCCGGCGCUGCGCCUGCGCAUCAAGGCGGCGCUGCACCAGCGCGGCUGGCUGGCGCCCGCCGAGCCCGACGACGACGGCCGCCGCUUCGACGUGUUCGUGUCGUUCGCGCACGCCGACGAGCACUUCGUGCGCACGCAGCUCCUCGCGCGGCUCGAGGCGCCGCCCGCGCCCUACCGCGUGUGCGUGCACUACCGCGACUGGGCGCCCGGCGGCUGGAUCCCCGCGCAGAUCGCGGCCAGCGUCCGCGCCUCGCGCCGCACGCUGGCCGUGGUGUCGGAGCACUUCCUGCGCUCGGGCUGGGCGCGCGCGGAGCUGCGCGAGGCGUACGCGCUGGCGCUGCGGGACGCGCGGCCGCGCCUGCUGGUGCUGCUGCUGGCCGAGCCCGCCGCGCUGCCGCUGGAUGCCACGCUGCGCCGCUACCUCGCCGCCAACACCUACCUGCAGUGGGGCGACCCCUGGCUGUGGCACAAGCUGCGCCUCGCGCUGCCGCCCGCGCGCGGCCCUGCGCCGCCCGCGCCCGAGCGAGAGGCGGGCUCGGCGGCGUCGCUGGACGGCUCCGGCGGCACCGCCAGCUCAUCGUGCUCGUCGGUGCCGGCGGCGGAGGAGCCGAGCGGGCCGGGGCCGGGCGGCGCGGCGCCGGCGGGGCCGGAGCUGGCGCGGCUGCUGCGCGGGCCGUGCGCGGCGCCGGCCGCGGCCGUGCUGCCGCCGUACACUGCGGUGGCGGUGUAGUGCCGCGUGCUGCCGCCGUGCACUGCGGUGGCGGUGUAGUGCCGCGUGCUGCCGCCGUGCACUGCGGUGGCGGUGUAGUGCCGCGUGUGCCAUUACGGCUGAUUGUGACGCAGUGCUUGUGGAUCGAUGAAUACAUCAAACUGUGGAUUAUUUCUCUCUAUAGAUAUAGAAUCUCAAAUACCUAGAAAAAUCAAGGCGUUAGACAUAUAUACCACUCAGUUGGAAUGUAGCGAACAUUCGCAUCUGGAAUGGAGUUGUGACUCCACAUUAGUGCGUCAAAAAAACCCUUCAGCUGUAGAGUAGGUAUAAGUAAAGAAAACCUUCUUAUUGUCCCUGCACUCCUAGAAUACGUUUUCAUCCGAUUGGAAACUAAUAACUGAUUGUCUGAGAAACAAUGCAUUAUGCACGUUGUCUAGGCAAUUGUUUUAAUUCCUCUAAGUACGUAUCUGAUAUACACUUACGCCUUUAAUUAAAGAAUUGCAUUUAUGACAUUGUAUGUUAUGUUAAUGUUAAUAUAUUGUGUUUUACAUGAAGUUUAAUUUUUUUUAGAAUAAUUUGUUACGACUGUAUCAAGACACAAGUGCUUAGUGUCCGAGUAAGUAAUAAAUAACAAAAAAUCUGCAUCAAAA